AUGGCAGCGACGUUCAAUGCAGCUGAUUACGGUCGCCCGGAAGACGCCUCGCUCAAACCGUCUUUGGGCGAUACCAAUGUUCUAGCCAGUGGUCUGGAACUUACAUUUUCAGCCACGCUAGAUGAUGCGGAAAACCUGGAACAACUGGGUCCCAUCAUUAAGCAGAUUACGGAAACCGGAAAACAAGGUGCCUUUCUCAAUCAGUUGGAUGCGCUUAUUCGAAAGAAAGACGGCGAGAUUGAACGCAUGUGCAAUGCUCACUAUCAGGAAUUCGUGCAUGCGGUGGAUCAACUCCUCAAAGUACGGCAAGGGUCGGUGGAUCUACGUCGCAAACUUACCGAUGUUAAUGCUACACUGCAAUCCAGAGGAAAUAAACUUGUCGACAAGCGAAAAGAAUUGAUAGAAGCGCGCAAGGUUCAACAGAACAUUGAUGAUGCGAUCGAAGCGCUACAAAGCAGUUUAUCCGUAUUAGAAUUGGCCAACAAAGUGAAUUACCAACUUGAUCAGAAGAAAUACUAUUCCGCACUCAAGACUUUGGAAGGAUUGGAACAAAACAAUUUAUGCGAUAUCUCUCAAUACAGCUUUGUGAAUCAUCUAAUCCAAGGCGUGCCCAUGAUGCAAAACAUGAUCAAGGAAAAUGUCACAGUGGCAUUAAAAGAAUGGCUUGCAAGAGUUCGUGAAAUUUCGCGAGAGGUGGGCACCUUGGCCAUGCAACGUAUGCAAGAAAGGCAAGAACUCUGGCGAGCAAAAACGGCGGAAAAUCCAAAACUGUGGAAUUUGCAGCAUCAUAAUGUCAAUUCAGCCAUCGAAAUGGUGGUGAACGAAGGCUUAGAAAUAAAUAUCGAUUUUGAACCUCUCUUCCGUUGUAUCCACGUAUAUGACACCUUGGGAAAACGACAAGAAUUCAAAUCCUCUUACGAAGAAGAUCGCAGGGCGCAAGCCAACUUGGCACUGUCGUCCCCCAUCAACUUGCGUGAUGGUAAUUUAUCGACAUUUGAAACGUUACUGCAAGAUAUUGUCGGUUUCUUUAUAUUGGAGCACAUCAUUCUUCACAGCACGUCCGACUUUCGAAGUCAAUCCGAGGUCGAUGGACUUUGGGAGAUGGUGACUUCCAAAGUAAUCCUGGUCGUUUCCGAGAGUUUGAAAGGAUGCAGUGAUCCAGAACUGUUCCUGAAAAUCAAAUUUUCCUUGCUACUGUUCAUUCAGACACUGGAAGGUUUUGAUUAUUCUGUUAAACCGCUUCAGGAAACGCUGCUCGCUUUGUUUCAGCGUUAUUCUGAACUUCUCAUCAAUCAAUAUAGUCAAGUCUUUGAAAAGAUUGUGGAAGAUGAUGAAUGUAUGCCAAUGACUGUAUCGAGCGAGGAAGAACUGAAUGAAGUCAUGCAAUAUACCCGGUACCGCCCUGAUCGUGAAUUUUUGAAGCGUCACGGAUUUCCUCUCCGACUCCCUUUCUCCAAAGUCUUUCCUACCUGUUGUCGCGACGUCAGUGCGUUUGUGCAUCAGUUCUACCAGUUUGCCGAAGGUUUCUCGCAAACACAUGGGGAGAUGGAUGAUAUCUUGAAGAGGGCUGUGGAUAGCUUGUUGAUCAACAAGGUCGAUGCCAUUCUUCUCAAGAAACUGCGAUCCACCAAUUUGUCUCAAAUUGUUCAAAUCAUUAUCAAUAUCGAGUAUUUCGAGUCCACGUGCCCUGAUUUUGAAAUGCUGCUUAUGGAAACCCGCUCCUUCCAUCGUUCAGGAAGGAUCCAUUUGAAGGCGACCUCGACCUUUAAUGACACGCGAAAGAAGGCAGAAAAGCGCAUUUUCGAGCUCGUCAAUUCCAAACUGGAUGAGUUUUUGGAGCUUUCAGAUUUUGAUUGGUAUAUAUCUGUUGGCCUUUCUCAUAGCGUCUCCUUUGAAUAA
Messenger RNA from Radiomyces spectabilis, 1899 nucleotides. Its product is annotated as exocyst complex subunit Sec15-like-domain-containing protein. NCBI's taxonomy places the organism in Eukaryota, Fungi, Mucoromycota, Mucoromycetes, Mucorales, Radiomycetaceae. The record is from RefSeq and is a predicted model, not a curated record. Gene Ontology annotation, cellular component: membrane; exocyst. The transcript is spliced from 13 exons. The coding region runs from base 1 to 1899 and encodes 632 amino acids. Gene Ontology annotation, biological process: intracellular protein transport; Golgi to plasma membrane transport; exocytosis.